UAUAUACAGUACAAUGAAAUACUACACGAUUUGAAAACAUGUGAAUUGUUAUCAAAAAAUAUAAACAAUAAUUGUUUUGUUUUUUUAAUGACUUUUAAACCGAAACUUCUUUAGAUAGUUAUAAUCACCCGACUGUACGAUAUCCGCGAUGUCCAGAGGUGGUCGUGGAGGUGGACGCGGAGGCAAACGUGAUGGCGGUCUGACCUUUUCGUUGGAGUCAAUGGGUCUGACACGCGGUGAGGCACUACCGCCGCCAACCCUAACACCGCCGCCCAACUAUCCGUCGAUUGCCGACUGCCGGCCGUUACCACUGCACGACAAUGAGAUAGACAACUAUCUGUUGACACUUAAGCAAGAGUUUCGACAAUCAAUGAUUACAUCCAAAUAUUUCAUUAGUGCCACUAAAGAGAAGUCACAGAUAGAGAGAUAUUCAGAUAAAUACGAAAACAUUGCCACCGAUAGUGUCAGUGAUAAUGACAUACAAAUUGAUUGGCGUAUAUUUCCUACAGAGUUGUGUCCGAAGAAAAGCAAAACAAAAAAGAAGAUAAAAGUUGAAAACAAUAAAGAUUUGAAUCAAAAGUUAGAGAAAUUAAUAGAAGACGAAAAAGAAGACAAAAGUGAUGAUCAAAACAGCGAUGAAGAGGUAAACAAUAAUGCAUCCGAUGUGGAGAAGGAAGAAGUGCCUGAAGAGGAUGUCGAAGAAGAAACAGAUUAUAUGUUUUCUUAUUUCGAUAACGGAGAGAACUAUUUGGAGGAAUCGGAUGAUAAUGGGGAUGAGGGACCCACCUAUUGAAAGACAUCACACAAACAAGUCAGCCAUCAAUUGUUGUACAUUUGGAUCAUUUUGUAAUUUAGUCAA
Messenger RNA from Oppia nitens, 859 nucleotides. RefSeq names its product DNA-directed RNA polymerase III subunit RPC7-like (gene Polr3G). The record is from RefSeq and is a predicted model, not a curated record. Bases 149 to 793 code for a protein of 214 amino acids. Lineage: Eukaryota; Metazoa; Arthropoda; Arachnida; Sarcoptiformes; Oppiidae. Gene Ontology annotation, biological process: transcription by RNA polymerase III. Gene Ontology annotation, cellular component: RNA polymerase III complex. The transcript is spliced from 3 exons.